Molecule: messenger RNA, 1002 nt
Organism: Penicillium paradoxum
Lineage: Eukaryota; Fungi; Ascomycota; Eurotiomycetes; Eurotiales; Aspergillaceae
Exons: 4
Coding region: 1-1002 (333 amino acids)
Source: RefSeq, a predicted model, not a curated record
AUGGAGCUGAGCUACGCCAUAAAUGAACUCUGCAAGGCCCAGGGCAAGUGUUCAUUUCGCCAAUAUUAUCAACUGAUGCGCGAGUACGAUGGUGAUGAGGAAGUCCCUUCCAUUCGUCUGUCGUCGUUGAAUUCCUUUGAAGUCGAGCAUAUACUGUCCCUCUCGCCUGCCAAGAACGAUCAGGGUUUGAAUUCUUUCCCUAUUGUUCCCGUGCCGGAGAUAUUGGUCAAAAGUCUCGCUAUGACUGACGGUGCUUUGAGGAAUGAAACAAGCGUAGAAGCGAAUAUACGCUGGAGGAUGAAUUACUUCAUUCUAUUGGCGUUCAAUAUAGCAGUGGAAUCACGUUCUGAAGAUGGAAGACUGCUAGAGAUCACGCAUGAGCCUAGAUGGUCAUUCGGGCCCGUUAAAUACAAGGGCGAGGCCGUUAAGUUAUCAGGAUACCCAUCUUAUGCCCUAUGGUACGGAGACGAAGACGAAGCCGCUUCGAAUAUUAUCGUGGCCCAAAAUCAGAGGUUUAGGGCGUCCGAAAAGGGAAUUCCAGAAGUACUAGGAUAUUUAGCUUUCAUUUAUUACCAUCGCAAAAAUGCAAACAAGGAAAAUUGUCCGUUAUAUGGGGUUGCAACAGACUCGCGAGUCUUUCACUUUGUUAGACUAAAUGAUGACUCCUCGUUUGUCACCUCAACACUCGAUUCUCAGGCGGAUCUAGAAAAAACCUUCAGUUUAUUGGUUUAUGUAUUGAAGGAGGCCAUGAUUGUGCCAUCGACACAACCGCAAGAGCCAUCCACGCAAUUCGAUCGAGCUCAACAAUCUGCCGAGUCACUCAUCCCGGCUGGGUCUUCUCUUAGACGAAAGUUGGACAGGAGAAUACAUUAUCAGAGGCUGAAAGAGGCUGCAAAUGACUCGGAUAAGCCCCUUGAGUUCGACUCAAUCGAUGAUGAGUAUAUCUGGCAAGACUUUUCUGGAGGUGAGAGCUCUUCAGAUGAAUACUUCGAUGGUGAAUAA